Molecule: messenger RNA, 1083 nt
Organism: Acaulospora colombiana
Lineage: Eukaryota; Fungi; Glomeromycota; Glomeromycetes; Diversisporales; Acaulosporaceae
Source: the annotation of a GenBank genome assembly
AUGUCCACCAACGAGGUGCAUCCACGGACAGCCUUGCCCCAUAUCGACAUCUAUCAAUCCGACUGCCCAGUUUGGGACCACUGUUAUACAGUCGCAUACGAAGAUAGGGUCGCGUUCGCAUUCUGGCAGGGAUCACCACGUACUGGUGGCGCCCUUGUUCUAGACUGCAUGGAAUCGAAAAUUAUCAUGCCGUAUAUGCUAGCGGCCGACGUCGCAUUCCUGUCGAGAGAUGAAGCUUUACUACUCUUUAAUGGAGAGGGAGACCAUGGGAUAUCUAUCGCAAUAUACUCAUUCCAGCUUCAGCAAAUCACCUGUGAAUGCCAAUUUCCUUUCUCAGAGUCUUCGUCCCUCGCACUGUUCUUAACUCGACCGGACUCACGCUUUGGGGACGACUGUCCAUCUUCCAUCGCGAAAAGUCUAUUACCUGACUCAGAGACAAACAUCCUCGCACUGACCAUCCAAUUAGAGAGCCAUGGACGCCCCGCAUGCUGUGUUCUGUCCGUACAAAUGCUCCGUCAAAUGUGCAAUUCGCUGUUGGGGAAGAAUCCAGAUCGAAAUGUUUUCAGAUGGGAAGAAUGGGGACCUACAGUCACCCGAUGGCUUCCUUAUCAAGUUAUAAAUGCAACAGGAAAUCGAAAUAUCUUUGGAUCCAGAAUGAUUGCAUGGGGGAAUCCGGGGUAUCUCCACGAAGACUCCUAUGACGAAACAUGCUUGAUACUCUUGGACUUCAAUCCAAGGCCAAUCAAACGGGGUGCAACUACGCGUCUCGAGGAUUACCAUGAGAUAGUCAUUGAUAAGGAGACGACGUGGAAGAACCCACAGGACGGAACGCUGAUCGCUUCAAGUCUACCCUAUCGGGCGUUUACUAGACGCUGGUUUCCUCGCUGCUCAUAUUUUCGCUUUGACGGUGGCACCAUUAUAGGCAAAGGAGUAAGCGCUUUCUUUCGAUGCCAUUACAUGGUUUCAUUCCUAACGUUUCCUCAAUCCCAGUGGGACAAAUACCAUUUCUACUCUUUCUUGCCAUUAGAAUCAAGCGAGGAACAGGAAAAAGAAGAAUCGGGAAUUGGGAAGGAUGUUGCCUAG